This is a messenger RNA of Entrophospora candida, 1002 nucleotides long. The record is from the annotation of a GenBank genome assembly. NCBI's taxonomy places the organism in Eukaryota, Fungi, Glomeromycota, Glomeromycetes, Entrophosporales, Entrophosporaceae.
AUGACCAGAGCAACUCCUUUGUCAUCAUCAUCAUUUUCAAGCAUUAGUCCUAUCACAACAUCUGAUACUUCGGACUCAGACAAAAGUAAUAGCUCAGAUAACGGUGGUGGUGUACCGACACCUGCAAUAAUAGCAGUAGCUGUAAUAGUAACAUUUAUAAUAAGUGCGGUUAUAGUAUUUUUUGUACGUAGAAAAUUAAAAAUUCUCAAAUCAUCUAGAGGAAGUUCUGCAAAUUUUUUUGAUGAUUUGGAUGGCAGAAGAAGACUAAGUGUCAGAAAUUCUAUAUACAAGCGAAGAACAUCGCUCUUAGCCCCAACAUCAAGAAUACUUAAUAAUAAUCAUCGUAAUAGUAGUUUUUCUCCAACUAGAUUAAUAACAGAAGAUUAUAGUGCUGAUGGCCGUAGUAAUGACAAUAAUAAUGAAGCGGUAACAUCUUCACGGUUAACCAGAAAUCCAUCGUCACAUAAUCGUCAUUAUCAACAACAACAACCACAAAAUUUUUAUAACAUUCCAUCGCCUACAACGUCACCACCACCACCAUCACAUUUACCAUAUCAUCCACAACAACAAUAUUAUCCACAACGAUCACAACACCCGAUACCUCCUCCUAUGUUAACUACGCCAAAUACAUUCACCAACGACAAUUAUCCUUUCGUACGACCAACUCAAUUUAAUUAUGCGCCUAGGAGUCAAAUGGGUUUGUAUUCGCCUAAUGGUAGAUUGAAUGGUGCUCAAAAUAAACAGUACAACAGACCCAUGGAUCAUACAAAUCUUUAUAGCAAUUAUAAUAUCAAUAAUGUGCAGAAAGUUAAUAAUGCGAUGACGGGUCAAGAUAAUUCUGGUAAUGGAAAUGUCGAAUCCAAUGUUGCUGAAAGCAGUGGAGAUGACAAUAGUAAUGCAGAUAAUAAUAAUGCAAAAUCAUUGGUAAGAAAUAAUUCAAAAAAAGCUGAUGGAACAGCAGAAAAACCAAUAACAUCAAAUUUAAAUUUAUCAACAUCAUGA